Molecule: messenger RNA, 2421 nt
Organism: Parastagonospora nodorum SN15
Lineage: Eukaryota; Fungi; Ascomycota; Dothideomycetes; Pleosporales; Phaeosphaeriaceae
Exons: 3
Coding region: 1-2421 (806 amino acids)
Molecular function (GO): ATP binding; ATP hydrolysis activity
Source: RefSeq, a predicted model, not a curated record
AUGGACGCGGAGGAAUUGAACGACGACAAGAAGCCGCAAGAAGCUCCCCCCGAGCAACCCUCAAAAAUGUCUGACAACGCGAACAAUUGCGAGAUAGCGGUUUCACCGGGAAUUUAUGCUCCCGAAAAGAGCGGAGAAGUCAAGGAGCACAAUUCUGACAGUGAGGCCGAGUCGGAAGUUGAUGAUAAUACCACUGAGCUGACACAAGGUCCAUUGGGGGUCAACGAUCUCGCUACUGACGCCAAGGAUCUCGCAUCAACGCAGUAUCAGCAUCUGACAAUAUUGCAUGACUUUGUGAAGGAAGAGUUAGGUGAUGUUCUAAGUACGAGAAGCAAAAUCACGGACGGGACGUUGCAACAAAUCCAUUUUGAGGAUCUUUGGCACCUAUUUGAACCGGGAGACAUGGUCUACUCGACUGCGGAGAAUGGUUCCCCGCGGCUAUACAAAGUGUACUUCACCUCUGGAGGGCAGUCGCUCAAGCGGGCCCGUACCAGCGUUGAGGUGACAGAGAUCGACCACAUACGAGACAAAGUACGAUACUGGCAGCCUGCAGUUGGCCAGGGAGUAAGUGAAGAAGAGGCAGUAGACAAGAUGCUUCGCGAGGAGGGUUCCGGCAUCGGAACAUGGACCCCCUUCAAGGUUGACUGCUACAGUAUGUUGAGCGAUGGCGAGCGCUGUGGGCCUAUCGAAAAUUGCCAAAAGAUAUGGCCGUACGAAGGGUCAAAGGAGGUAACUGCAUUGGCCAUGUAUCCUUUGCGCUUCCAUCCCAAGAAAGACGAGUUGUUACGCGAUAUGGUCGAAAGAGGGCGCAGAUACCUCUUCAACGGCGGACACAAGAGCUACGAAGGCAAGACCAUCGCUUUGACACGAGAGGACAGCGAACUCGAGAUCCAGAGCGAUGUCUACGUGGACUCGUACGCAUAUAAUCAGGAUAACCCGCUUACGAAACCCAUCCUGGGAAGACUUCUACGGAGCAAGCAGAAUCCUGCGGAAGUGGAAGAGACUUCUCGGAACACGAUAUGGGUCCAGAGUGGGAACGAGAUAGAUGCCAAGUUUUCCGAUGACUUUAUGACCUUGAAUCGUUUGAGUCUGGAGCCAUUCGUGCCGAACGAGGCGAAUGUUAGCUCCGAAAUGCUUGCUCUGAUGCCACAUUGUAUCGAAGGGUAUGCUUUCCAGCUCCGAAAAUGGUUCACUCUGGACCUCAACUUGAUCGAGGACAUCGACCAUGAAUCAGCAGAAGCGCGGGCAGCAGGAUUUGACGACCUCGUAAUACCAAAGCGCUACCGCAAUCUCCUGGUAGCUCUUGUUGAUAGCCAUGCAUCCGGAUUUCAGCGUAAAGAGCUGAAGAGCAAGCAGCUUCCAAAGACAGCGGUGCCAACGCAGAUUGAUAUAGUCAGAGGCAAAGGCCAAGGCUUAAUCAUCUUGCUACACGGUCCGCCAGGUUCUGGCAAGACUUCCACUGCAGAAACCAUCGCUGCUUAUACCCGCCGCCCGUUGUACUCCAUAACAUGCGGCGAUAUUGGCACUGACCCAGAAAUAGUAGAAAAGAAUCUGCUUGAACACACAAGGAGGGCAGACCAAUGGGGGUGUGUCUUGCUUUUGGACGAAGCGGACGUUUUCCUUGUCCAUCUCGCCCAGCUAACUAUGCCAGUCUUCCUCCGCCAGCUCGAAUACUAUGCCGGUAUCCUCUUCUUGACGACGAAUCGCCCAGGCGUCAUCGACGAAGCCUUCAAAUCGCGUGUCCACAUCUCUCUCCGCUACCCAAGCGUCGAUCUCGACUCGACGAAAAAGCAAUGGACCAAUAUCCUCAAUCGCAUAGAAGCUGAUAACAAGACCGCUGAUGUCAAAGUCAUCUUCGAUAAGGAGCUUUUGCUCGAGUUCGCUCAGCGCCACUUCGAGCAAUGCGAACGCAUGGGUGUGACCUGGAACGGUCGCCAAAUCCGAAACGCCUUCCAAACUGCUCUUGCUCUGGGUCACUAUGAACGAAUUGGUAAGAUUCGCGAAGCAGGUAUGACGCCUGAGGAGGCUAUGAAGACAGGCAAGAAGAAGUGGCGCUCCAUCAAGUUGACGAAGGCCAAUUUUGCCAACAUCGCGAAGACAGCGAAAGAAUUUGAGCAAUACAUUGAAACGCUACGAGGCAAUGACAGCCAAAAUGCGAGGGAGUCGGAAUUGAGGUAUGAUGAAUAUGAUCCAGAGAGACCGCGUGCUAGGAAACAGUAUCCGGCGGCGGGGACUGCGAAAGUUGGCGUCAAGGGAUCGAGACCAGAUGUGUGGGCUGCAAAUCCGAGUGGAGGAAAGGGAAGGGCAAAGAGAUCUGUAAAAGUUGAGGAGCCUCUCGAGGAGGAGGACGGAGAAGAACAAGAAGGAGAAGAAGAGGACGAGGACGAGGACGACGAUGAAGAUGAAGACAAAGACAAAUAG